UACGAAGGUGUUGAAAUACCGAACGACGCUGUGCGCGCGGACCUACGUUGUGUGCAUUUUUGCGUUCAGCCUGAGACUGACCCGUGAUCAUCAUCCUCAAUAUCGAACGUUGAUUGUUAGACGCAAUAAGUGCAGUAGCUCGUUUUAACACGGUUAACGGAAAAAAAGAUUUACCACAAAUACGGCGGUAGUGAAACAGUGCCACGAAAUCGACGCAAUUCGAUUCGAAUCGAACGAAACAGAGGUUGAUGCUGCCUGAAGGAUGUGUGGCGGCCGACCGCCGGUGUUUCGUGUAAUGCAAAUGUGAUGUGUGAGUGGUGGUAGUGUUUUGCAAGCAUAAGUUCCUGAAGUUUGUUCAUCAGUGAAUUAGUGAAACAGAAAAGGAGUGUGAACCCGAUGGAAGAAACCGCCCGCGCGAGCCCAACGCUCUAAGGCUCAUCACAUCUUGGGCGAGUGAAAAUAGGUGCCAAAUCAAUAGCAUCAGAAGCAUAUCCUGUGUAAAGUGUGCGUGUUGGUGUUGGUGGUGAAGUGCUCUCGAGAUUUGCCCACCCGAUUUGCUGCGAAGAUCGAAGAUCGUUCCGACGCACGGAAAGUCGAGGUACGAUUUGAAACGGUGGCUUAAAGGUGAUCAGUGUCCGAUGGAAAUGGCCGUUUUUUUCUUGGCUUAGAAACCAAGCCCCUGCCCUUAACGAAGAGCUGACGAAGUGUUAAUUCGCACCAGUGCGCGAUUAGUGCGAAAGAGCGAAGCCAAAUGUUGUAAAUGUUGCGUGUGAGUGAAAAUGAGGCUAGAAGAAUCCAUGCAGUGAUAAUGGGUAGUUGUUAACUAAGCCUAUCGAAAAGCGAUCGUUCACAUGCAGUGCUAGUGUUGCAGCAUCUACCCGGUGGCCGAUCGCAUUGGAGGAAGAAAUUGUGCAACGCCAAUAUUUACCGUGGCAUCCAGCAGUGCGGAUUUUGUGGAAGAAAUUUGAAACACACAGAAAGAAAAGAUUCCAGCAGAGCGGUGAACGUGGUGCAAGAUUCGGACCGGAGUGGCCCACCCGAACAAUGGACUGUCGCGGUGGUGGAAGUGCAGUGUACUGUAGUGACCGUGUGCAGCACGAACUGCGGUGAUGAUUGUCCCCGUGAAAUCUCACACCUCCCAAGACUACCGACAGGUGACGGGUGCAGAAGGAGCUGCACCUGCAGCAGGACUCCGCAGGAACAGUAGGGCUGCGGAGUUGCGGUAACCCGCGGCACCCUUUGGCCGCAAAACGAAACAAUCCACAGCAGUGCAGUGUACACACACACACACUUAAAACACAAAAACACAAACACACAUUCACAUACAGCCCAGCGAUGGCAGAGUGCAAAAGUAGGCACGGCUACAGCAGCUGCAGUAAUCGGCACAGAAAGAUGUCCCUGCUGUGGCUAUUACUGAUGAUAUGCGCCUUCAGCGGGGACAGUGGUGGAGGAGGCGGGCCGGGCGGCUUCAUACGGCUGGCCGCGGCCGAGCAUGUGCGCGAGCUGGAGGUGUCGGAGGGCGUACCGAUCGGGCAUCAGAUCGGGUUCAUCGGCGAGUUUGUGCACGACGAGAACGGCGAUAGUGGGCCGCCGUACCUGAUCGUGCCGGUGCCGGGCAGCGCGGUCGAUACCGAUCUCGCCAUCGACCAUACGACGGGCGAAAUCCGCACCAAGGUGGCGCUGGAUCGGGAAAACCGCUCGUCCUACUCGCUGGUCGCGAUACCGCUGAGCGGCGAGAACGUGCGCGUGGUGGUGCGCGUGCUGGACGAGAACGACAAUGCGCCCACCUUCCCGACGCCGAUCAUGAGCAUCGAGUUCCCGGAGAACACGCCGCGCGACGUGAAGCGCACGCUCAAUCCGGCCCGGGACGCGGACCUGGGCCGCUACAACACGCAGCGGUACAGCAUCGUGUCCGGCAACGUGAACAACGCGUUCCGGCUGUCGUCGCACCGGGAGCGGGACGGCGUGCUGUACCUGGACCUGCAGAUCAACGGCUUCCUCGACCGGGAAACGACGCCGGCCUACAGCCUGGUGGUGGAGGCGCUGGACGGUGGCAGCCCGCCGCUGCGCGGCCAGAUGACGGUCAACAUCACCAUCCAGGACGUGAACGACAAUCAGCCGAUCUUCAACCAGAGCCGGUACUUCGCGACGGUGCCGGAGAACGCGACGCUCGGCACGACGGUGCUGCAGGUGUACGCCACCGACCAGGACGCGGGCGAGAACGGCCAGGUGGAGUACGCGAUCAACCGGCGGCAGAGCGACAAGGAGCAGAUGUUCCGCAUCGAUCCGGCGACCGGGCUGAUCUCGGUGAACAAGCCGCUCGACUUCGAGACGCGCGAGCUGCACGAGCUGGUCGUGGUGGCCAAGGAUCGGGGCAUGCAGCCGCUCGAGACGACCGCGUUCGUGUCGAUACGCGUGACGGACGUGAACGACAACCAGCCCAUCAUCAACGUCAUCUUUCUGAGCGAUGACGCCACGCCGAAGAUAUCGGAGUCGGCGCAGCCGGGCGAGUUCGUCGCCCGCAUCUCCGUCAACGAUCCCGACUCGCGCACCGAGUACGCGAACGUCAACGUGACGCUGUCCGGCGGCGAGGGCCACUUCGGGCUGACGACGCGCGACAACAUCAUCUACCUGGUGAUCGUGUCGCUGCCGCUCGAUCGCGAAAUCAAGCCCAACUACACGCUCAGCGUCAUCGCGACCGACACCGGCAACCCGCCGCUGCACGCCGCCAAGGACAUCUUCCUCACCGUCACCGACAUCAACGACAAUGCGCCCGAGUUCGAGAAGGACGUGUACCACGCCAACGUGAUGGAGGUGGCCGACCCGGGCACUUCCGUCAUCCAGGUGACGGCUGUCGAUCGCGACGAGGGCAACAAUUCGGCCAUUGUCUACUCGCUGCUCGACACGCCGGACACGCACUCGCACUGGUUCCAGAUCGACAGCCACUCGGGGCUGAUCACGACCCGGGCCCACAUCGACUGCGAAACCGACCCGGUGCCGCAGCUGAUUGUGAUGGCCCAGGACAACGGGCGGCCGCCGCUCUCCUCCACCGGCACCGUGCUCGUCACCAUCCACGACGUCAACGACAACGAGCCGAUCUUCGACCAGAGCUUCUACAACGUGUCCGUGGCCGAAAACGAAUCCAAGGGACGCUGUAUACUCAAGGUAUCGGCUACCGAUCCGGACUGCGGCGUUAACGCAAUGGUGAACUACACCCUCGGCGAGGGCUACAAGAAGAACGCGGAGUUCGAGAUCCGCCCGAGCACGGGCGAGGUGUGCAUCGCCAGCGAGCUGGACUACGAGACGCGCAAUUCCUACGAGUUUCCCAUCAUUGCGACCGACCGAGGAGGCCUCAGUACGACCGCCAUGGUGAAGAUCCAGCUGACGGAUGUGAACGACAAUCGGCCAACUUUUUACCCGCGCGAGUACAACGUGUCACUGCGCGAGUCGAUGCCGACCAACUCGCUGCUCUCCACGCCGGUCGUGGUGGUCGUGGCGACCGAUUCCGACUCGGGCAGCUUCGGCACGAUCAGCUACCGCAUUGUGGCCGGCAACGAGGCCGGCAUCUUCCGCAUGGACCGACUGACGGGUGAAAUCUUUGUGACGCGCCCAAACAUGCUGUCCAGCCGGACGCAGCCCUACCACCGGCUGAACAUCUCCGCCAGCGACGGCGGUGGUCUUCGGUCGACGCAUGACGCGGAGGUGUUCAUUAGCGUGAUCGAUGCCACGCAGCGGCCGCCAAUCUUUGACAAGCCUCGCUAUACGUACUACGUGAAGGAAGAUGUGAAGCGAAACACGGUUGUCGGAACGGUAUCGGCAACGAGCAGCAACUCAGGAAACCGUGGAUCGUUACGAUACUUCAUCUAUUCCGGCGAUCCGGAUGGGUUCUUCGCGAUCGAUCCGGUGUCGGGAAACAUACGCGUUGCCAAUGCGCUGGAUCACGAAACAAAGCCGCAGGUGCUGCUCAACAUUCAAGCGACGAGUGGCGAUCCACCGGCCUACGGUCACACCCAGGUCAACAUCGACAUCGAGGACGUGAACGACAAUCCACCCGAGUUUGAGUCGAACACGGUGCGCAUUUCCGUGCCGGAAAAUGUGGAGAUCGGCUCGCCGCUGUACGAGGCUAACGCGCAGGACAAAGACUCGGGCAUGAGUGGUGUGAUAACGUACAUGCUGGCGGGCCAGGGCAAUACGCUGAGCGGUGCCCGGUCCAGCCUGUUCAGCAUGGACAGCCGCAGCGGACAUUUGACCUUGGCUCGACCGCUAGACUACGAGUCGAUGCAGCGCCACACGCUGGUUGUCACGGCAUCUGACUCCGGUACGCCGUCGCUGUCCACCAAUCUGACCAUUCUGGUGGAGGUGCAGGAUGUGAACGAUAAUGCUCCCAUUUUCGAGAAGAACGAGUAUGCCAUCUCGGUCAUCGAGUCAACUCCGAGCAAUUCACAGAUACUACAAGUCAGCGCGACAGACGCUGACACGGGCAACAAUGCCCGACUGACGUACAAAAUCCUCGGCGAAGAUCAUCAGCGUACCGGGAAGUCGACGCAACCGGCGUCGCCCGACGAACCGGUGGCGGAGAUAUUCGGCAUCUUUCCGAACAGCGGCUGGAUCUAUCUGCGCACCAAGCUCGACCGGGAGGUGAAGGAGCGCUACAACAUCACUGUGAUAGUGAGCGAUAACGGUGUGCCGACACUGACGGCCACGGCACAUGUGAUCGUCACGAUACUGGACGCCAACGACAACAGUCCCAUCUUUGCGAAGAGUCUGUACGAGUUCGAAAUCGAGGAAAACAUGCGCCGCGGUGCUAUGAUUGGUACCGUGUCGGCUUCGGACUCCGAUGCGGGCAUCAAUGCGGUCGUGCGGUACAGUCUCAUACCGAGUAAUACGAGCUUCCAGAUUAACCCUGUCUCAGGUGAGAUAACUACGCGUGAUUCGCUGGACCGCGAAACGAAAGCCUCCUACGAUCUGGUGGUUGAAGCACGCGAUCAAGGCACGCCCUACCGGAGCUCACGAGUAUCGGUCAAGGUACAGAUUCUGGACGUCAAUGAUAAUGCGCCGGAUAUCGUCGACCCGCAAGAGGAUGUUGUGAGUGUGCGCGAGGAACAACCGAUCGGGACGGAGGUGGUAAAGGUGCGAGCGAUCGAUCGAGACCACGGGCAGAACGCUUCCAUCAGCUACUCCAUCCUCAAGGGUCGUGAUUCCGACGGGUACGGUAUGUUCUCGAUCGAUCCGAUGAGUGGGGUAAUUCGCACGAAAACAUCGCUGGACCACGAGGAGAAGACAAUCUAUCGGUUGGCAGUGGCCGCCACAGACAAUGGAAAACCUCCGAAGCAGACCGUCCGUUUGCUGAGGAUAGAGGUGCUGGAUCUGAACGAUAACCGGCCUACGUUUACCAGUUCCAGUCUAGUGUUUAGGCUACGAGAAGAUGUCGGCGUUGGACAUAUCAUCGGGUCAAUCAGUGGCAAUGAGCAAUCGGAUGCGGAAAACUUCAUCUCGAGCAGUAGCGAUCUGCACAUUACCUACACCCUCACCCCACUGACGAACGAUAUCACCGAGGGUGCGUUUGAUAUCGAUCGCAACUCGGGCAAGCUGGUAGUCGCUAGACAGCUGGACCGUGAACAGCAGAGCGAAUAUCGCAUGGAGAUUCGCGCGCUGGACACGAGCGCCAGCAACAAUCCGCAGAGUUCCGCCGUCACAGUGAAGAUCGAGAUAGCGGACGUGAACGACAACCCACCGAAAUGGCCCAGCGAUCCGAUCAACGUGUACGUCUCGGAGGACACCCCGGUCGGCGCGAUCGUGUACAACUUUACCGUGCAGGACAACGACACCGGCACGAAUGCGGAAAUUAAGUACAACCUCUCGAAGCCGGCCCAUCUCGCGCAGAAGGAAUAUUUCGCGAUCGAUUCGCUGACCGGAUCGCUGACGCUGCUCGCCCCGCUCGACCACGAAGACACGCAAGAGUUCCUGCUGAUCGUGCAGGCCACCGACCAAUCGUCGAACGUUACCGAGCGGCUAACGACUUCCGCCACGGCACGCAUCAUGGUUACGGACGUGAACGACAACUCGCCCAAGUUUGUGAUCCCGCAGGCAGCCGACGGUGUGGUGUACAUUAGCGACUCGCUGGAAAUCGACCAGGUCGUGUCGCACGUGGUGGCCAUCGAUCCGGACAGUGGGGAGAACGGGCACAUCGCGUACACCUUCGUCGGGGGCAACGAAGACGAGCGGUUCACGAUCGACUCCAGCACCGGCGUGAUUCGGUUGGCCAAACCGUUCAGCAGCAACUUCAUCAUGGACAGCGGUAAGCGUAACUCCGUCAGCGGGAAGUACCAGCUAGUGAUAUCGGCCAGCGAUCACGGGUCGCCCCGACCGCGCGAAGCCAAGAUGACGCUGCAGGUGGUCAUCCAGAAUAUGACCAACAAUCCGCCCCGCUUCGUCGAACCGGUGUAUCACGUGAACAUUACGGAAAACGUGCCGAGCGGCAGCUUUGUGGUGCGCGUGUCGGCCAGAUCCCACUCGGACGGUGGCUCCGGGGCUGGGCUCAAUCUUACGUACGAAAUACCGAAGGGUGUCGGUGAGGACCACUUUGCGGUGGAUUCGGUACGGGGCAUCGUCACGACGCGGGGGACCUUCGAUCGGGAAUCCAAGGACCUGUACACGAUUCCGAUCUACGUGACGGAGGGCGGACGGUUCAAGAAACCGUCAUCUUCCGCAGCGUCCAGCCAGGAUAUGGCCCAGUUCGAUGUAGCCACGCUCGUUGUACGCGUCACCGACGUCAAUGACCAUGCGCCCGAGUUCGUGCAGGGCUCCUGCUAUCCUCUAGCGGUGCCGGAGAACAGCGAGCUCUCGGUGAUUCACACUGUCGUUGCGACCGAUGCGGACGACGGGCUGAACGGUGAAAUAACAUACAGUAUUUCGGGUGGAAACAUGGGCAACAAGUUCAGCAUCGACCUACACACCGGUGCGUUGACGGCUCGGCCACUCGAUCGGGAAGUGCACGCGAGGUACGUGCUGCAAAUCACCGCACAAGAUCGUGGCUCGCCCGUAUCCCACCAGGGGCACUGCAACAUCACUAUCCGCGUGGAGGAUGAAAACGACAACGAUCCCAAGUUCGAGCUGCAGAAGUACAUCGCGACGAUCGACGAGGAUGCGCAGAUCGGUACGACGGUGCUCACGGUGAAGGCCAUCGAUGCGGACGUGGGCAUUAACGCUCGCAUCGUCUACUCGCUGGCCAACGUGACCGAGUGGUUGUUCGACAUCGACAGCAAAACGGGCGUCAUCACUACAGCUGGGCUUUUCGAUCGCGAACGGCAAAACGUGUACAACUUCAUGGUGGUGGCGAUGGAUGGUGGUCGCUACAAUGCGCGCUCGCAAAACGUGCCCGUGCAGGUGAUCAUAGCGGACGUGAACGACAACAAACCCGUGUUUGAUAAGUAUCCGUUCCGGGAGCAAAUCGGUGCGCUGGUGCAACCGGGCCAAACACUGCUACAUAUCUCGGCCUCCGACAGCGACCAGGGCAGCAACGGAGAGAUCGUGUACAGCUUGAACGAAAACGCCAGCAAUGGCAAGUUCCGGAUCAACCCGACGACCGGCGCACUCAGCGCGACGCAAAGCCUGGCGAGCGAGAACGGCCGGCUGCUGCACAUCGAGGUGACGGCGCGCGACAAGGGCAAUCCGCCCCAGAUUGCGACCGGGCUGAUCGAGCUGCGCGUUGGAGAAGUGCAGCAGGAGCUGCCCGUGCUGCGAUUCCAGAACAGCUCCUACCGCGUAACGCUGUCCGAGAAUACGCCGGUCGGACAGCCGGUGCUGCAGCUGAGCGCUGUGCGCAGUGACGGCCGUCGGCAGAAGAUCAUCUACAGCUUCGGCUCGGGCAACGAGGAUGGGACGUUCUCGAUCGAUGCCGUCACGGGUGACGUCCGGAUUCGCAACUCGCACAAUCUGGACUACGAGCGCUUCAGCCGGCUGAAGAGCGAAGGCAUCGAGCUAGUGGCCGUUGCCCGCACGGAUGGCACUCCCCUGCUGUACGGCUACACCUCCAUCACGGUGGAGCUGCGGGACGAGAACGACAAUGCGCCGCGCUUCACGCAGCAGCAGUACGCGGCCUCCGUCUGGGAGGGCAACAGCAAGGGCACGUUCGUGAUCAAGGUCGGCGCGUUCGAUUCGGAUCAGGGAGCGAACGCACGCAUCCUGUACCACAUCGUCGACGGCAACCAUGACAACGCGUUCAUCAUUGAGCCGGCAUUUAGCGGCAUUGUCAAGACGAACAUCGUGCUCGACCGGGAGAUCCGCGACAAGUACAAGCUGAAGGUGAUUGCCACCGAUGAAGGCGUGCCGCAGAUGACGGGAACCGCCACCAUCAACGUGAACGUGGUCGAUGUCAACGACAACCAGCCGACCUUUCCACCGAACACCGUCAUCAGUGUUAGCGAAGCGACCAGCGUCGGGACCGUGCUCACCACCAUCACGGCCAACGAUGUGGAUACCAAUCCGCCGCUGACGUACAGCUUCGCCGAGCUGAGCGAUGACGACGCGACCAGCUACUUCUCCAUCGAUCGGUACAGUGGGAAGAUCAUACUGAUUCGUCCCCUCGACUACGAGGAUCGGCACGAGUUUCUGCUGCGAUUGCUGGCCUCCGACUCGGCACAUGUCGCUCGCACGACGCUCACGGUGCGUGUGGUGGACGUGAACGACAAUGCCCCCGUGUUCCAGCAAAUCACCUACCACGCCAUGCUGUCCGAUUCGACUGACGGUAGCAACACAAACGUGAUGAUCCUCUCGGUCAAUGCAACUGACGCGGACAGCGAACCGAACGCAAUCGUGCGCUACUCGAUCGUUCCACCCAAGGGUAUGGUGAUGGCCAGCGGCUUCACCAUCGACGAGUCCACGGGCCAACUGUUUGCCAACGUUAGCCAGCUGUCGACGAGUGGCACCGGUGGCACGCUGUAUCUUACCGUACGGGCGACUGACUCGGGUCAGCCAGCGCUAUCCUCGACCACCACCGUCCGGUUGGAGAUGAAAUCGAAGGGCAAAGCUAACCCCCAGUACAUCCAGAGCCAGUACCGCGUGUCGAUGAACGAGGAAGCGCUGCCCGGCACAACGGUCGUCAACCUGAUCCCGAAGUCGAUCCUUCAGCAGCAGUCCGGUGCAGAGUCGGCGAUAGCGUUCGAAAUAAUCGACGGUAACGAGGGCUCGGUGUUCGAUGUAACGUAUCCCGAGGGAGCGAUCGUGCUGGUGGAUCGACUAGACCGCGAGCGUGUGGACUACUACGAGCUGAAGCUGGUGACGGUUGAACCGGGCACGAGGCACAUCAGCCGGCCCGACGCGAGCCUCAGCACGAUCAUCCGCGUCAUCGUGACGGUGGAGGACGCAAACGACAAUGCGCCCGAGUUCCAGCCGGGCAGCUACGAGGCGACGAUCGGGGAGCUGGCACCAAUCAAGCACUCCAUCGCGAAGCUGUCCGCCCUCGAUGCCGAUCUGUCCGGUUCGCCCAGCUCGGAGGUGAUCUAUCAGAUCAUAUCCGGCAACGACAGUGGCAUGUUUUCGAUCGACCUGGUGUCGGGGCUGCUGUACACCAACAAGUACCUGGAUUACGAUCACGGCCAGACGCAGUACAGUCUGGUGGUGCGUGCGUGCGAUAGCCACUCGGCCCCGCGCUGCUCGGUACACCCGUUCACGAUCGCACUGUCCGAUGAGAACGACAACGAGCCACAGUUCCCGGUGCCCGAGUAUCUGGAGUUCGUGGGCGAGAACGAACCCAUCGGCAUCAGCAUCUUUACGGCCCGGGCGACCGAUAUGGACCGGGGACCGUUCGGUACCGUGAACUACACGAUCGACAGCGUGCUCUCGGGCGCCUAUUCCGGGCUGGAUGACAGCUGGAAGCUGUUCAAGGUGGACCCCACGAGUGGAGUCGUCAACUCGAACGCCGUGUUCGACUACGAGGAGAAAAACCGGUACGCCUUCGCACUGCGAGCGACCGAUACGGGCGGCAAGUCGAAAACCGUGCGAGUGAAGAUCGUAAUUGAAAGCCGGGACGAGUUUAGUCCACAGUUUACGGAGCGUACGUACCGGUUCGUCAUCAAGACGCCCGAAUCCGGUCAGCUGCCGGUGGGGUACGUGGUUGGGCACGUCACGGCAACGGAUCGGGAUCGUGGACCGGACGGACGCAUUGUGUACCAGCUCACGACGCAGCAUCCGUACUUUAAGAUGAACCGUACGACGGGGGCCAUUCUGAUCAAGAAGCGGCUCGAUAACGUGGCAUCCAUGCUGGAGGCUGGGCGUGACAUUAGCCUCGUGGUGACGGCCGGGUCCGGUCGACAGGGUUCGCUCACAAACAUGACCGUGGUGGAGAUCGCGAUCGACGCGUUGGCACAUCUGAAGGGUAACGAGCUGGGCAGUGGCAGCGGAGGAAGUGGAGGCUAUGAAAACUCGCAGUCCGUGUCGGCCGGUGGUGGAUUCGCCAACUGGGCCGUCGGGCUAGUGAUCUCGCUGCUGCUGAUCAUCGUCGGCGUAGCGUCCGUGUUUCUCUUCCUGCACAUGCGCAACCGGCAGCAGAAGCACGUGAACAAGACGGGGCUAAGUUCGGAGUCGGUUGGACACUCGAACAACUACGUCGACCCGAGCGCCUUCGAUACGAUCCCGAUCCGCGGGUCGUCCAGCGGAGCGACGGGAGCGGGCCAGUUCGCACCGCCCAAGUACGACGAGAUCCCGCCGUACGGGGCGAGCUCGAACUCGGGCGCCGCCACCACCUCGGAGCUGUCCGGCUCGGAGCAGUCCGGCUCGAGUGGGCGCGGUUCGGCCGAGGACGACGGCGAGGACGAGGAGAUCCGCAUGAUCAACGAGGGUGGACCGCUGCAGCGCGACGGCCUGCAGCUCGACGGGCGCCUGUCGGACGUGUCGGUGCAGAACACGCAGGAGUACCUGGCGCGGCUCGGCAUCGUCGACAACGGCACGACGGGCAACGCGUCCAACUCGUCGCGCCGCUGCUCGGAAAGCAUGGGGCUGGGCAGCUCGAAGGACGCGAUGCUGCACACGCUGCCGAUCGACACGCUGCACAUGUUCCACGACGACGAGCAUCAUCGGGAAUCGGACCUGACCAAUCUGAUCUACGCCAAGCUGAACGACGUCACCAACAACAGCGACCGGGCGAGCAGCGUCGACGAGACGGUCACGAACGCGGGCAGCAUCGGCGCCACCGUCGACCACGUGAUGAUGGGCGGGUACGGCGACGUGCCGGUCGUCGGCAACCAGCAGGGCAUCUCGAUGAACGGUUCGCUCAGCUCGAUCGUGCACAGCGAGGAGGAGCUGACCGGCAGCUACAACUGGGACUACCUGCUCGACUGGGGCCCCCAGUACCAGCCGCUGGCGCACGUGUUUUCGGAAAUUGCGCGCCUUAAGGAUGAUACGCUAUCCGUGCAGAGCGGCAACAGCGGGGCGUCGAGUGCGAAGAGCAAAAACUCGCUGCACCACACGGUGAAAACGCUGCCGCCGCCCCUGCUGACGAACGUGGCGCCCCGCUCGAUCAACGUGCCCGUCUUUGCCGGGCGCAACAACCCGGGCAGCCAUCAUGGGGGCGCCCCCAACCAGUACCUGCUGCCCCGGUCGCCCAUUAGUCACGAUUCGGCCGCCGGCUUCAGCACCUCGUCAGCCAUGUCGCCGAGCUUCUCCCCUUCGCUGUCGCCGCUGGCGACACGAUCACCCUCCAUCUCGCCGCACGUCGUGUCGACGGGAAUGCCCACCUCCCACCAUAUGGUUUCGCUGCCCCGUCCACCCCAGCAACGGGGUCCGGCCGGUCAGCGGAAACCGUACUGAGAGGGAGGGUUAGUCCCCCUCCGUCCCACUUCGCAUGGCUGUGUAGGUGUAAGGUAUUGUCCCAAAAACAAAGGUCGUGUACAUAUCGAGCGAGCAGCGAUUCGGCGUUCGAGAGCUCCAUUGUUGUAGUAAAAUUAUUAUUUCGAUCCAAAUCCGGUGCGAUUCUCCCAGCACAAGAUCCCCUCCUGCUCCUCCUCCUCCUUCCAAGAUGUGACUAUCCGCGACUGUAAAUAGUAGAUAAGAGCGCGUGUGAGUGUAGUAAGUCUGGCAGCGAUGUCCAUCCGUCCAUCUUCCCCUCUCUCCGUGUGUGUGUGAAUUGAAUCACACCGCUACAAUCGCUAGGCGUACUGUACAGGUGUAGUUGGUAGGUAGGUAGAUAGGUAGAUAGGUACGGCUUACAUACAACAGUACUGUAAAUACUCUCAGUGAAAGCAAAACUCGGCAACGCAACUCCGUUUGUUUGCCAGAUUGUAAAUGUGUGUCGAGCGAGUGAGACAGAACCGGCCGAGACAGAAAAGAGGGGAAGACAUUAUUACAUAGGUUUACAUCUCGAAUUCGUGGAGAGUGGAGUGGUCACUCUCGACUCUCGCGAAAUCACACAAGACUGCAAGCUUUAGGGCUGUAUCCCGUUUUAAGUAAUUGGCAAUUUUUAAUUAUUUUUAAAAAGCGAACUAGUAAAAAGGCUAGCAAAGGGGUUUUAGUGCGCGCGCGUGUGCGGCAUUAGCAUUAGCAAACAUCCAGCAAAGGAAGCCCGAAUGUAUUUGCGUGUGUGUGUACAGUACAGUUUGCAUUUAACCAAACGAUGUCUCGGGGUUCGAGGCGCGUUUCAUUUAAAAAAAAGAAAAAAACCUAACUGCCAACCAUGAACAGUGUGUGGUUCGUUUUUGUGUGUGUACAGGAACAGUAACAUAACCGCGUCUACCUAAUGUGUAUAACGUUUAAGGACACCAAAUUUUACUCAGCAGAAGAAGAAGCAACAAAUGCGAACUAUGCGGGCAUGCGAUUGUUUUUUAAAUAUGUUUUUUUUAUGAAAUCAGCGCGAUAGCCUUUUUAACAAAAACCGUCCCGUUUAAUAAACCAUCCCCCCGCCCCCCACACAAGGCCACAAACAAGCAACUGCGCAACUGCCAUAUGUUAGAGAAUGGAACGAAGGGAACGUAAGGGAGGAUGUGUGUGUGUAUGUAUGUAAUAGAGGCGAAGAUGUUUAUAAUGCGAGUAUUUGUCCGGUAGGUGUAUUUUAGGUGAAAUAAAGAUAUGUUUUAUACGAAAAAAUAA
Messenger RNA from Anopheles arabiensis, 13080 nucleotides. RefSeq names its product protein dachsous (gene ds). The record is from RefSeq and is a predicted model, not a curated record. Bases 1336 to 11805 code for a protein of 3489 amino acids. Gene Ontology annotation, cellular component: plasma membrane. Gene Ontology annotation, biological process: homophilic cell-cell adhesion. The transcript is spliced from 13 exons. Gene Ontology annotation, molecular function: calcium ion binding. Lineage: Eukaryota; Metazoa; Arthropoda; Insecta; Diptera; Culicidae.